AUAUAGCAUAACUAUUAUCCAUUAUUCAAAGUUUCCAUUAUUUAAAGUUUCAACAAAUAGGAUCAGAUGAGCGCGGUUUAAAAAAAAUGUAAAACAGGUCUAAAGUAGAUAAAAAACAAAUGACAAACCACACCGACAUGGCGACAGUAAACUCCCACAACCGCAAAUACACAGUACGUUUUUUGUGAAAAUGCCCUAAAGACCGCUUGAUGACUGACAGGGAAUGUAUCCAAUCACUUCCUUCCUAAGUCACAAGGCCAGAGCGCAAGGCAGCAGCAGAGCGUGCCGACAACAGGGGGAUGAUCCGCGGACAAACGAUGUUUUUCAUACACCGAAAUGUUUCUCUGCCAGAAGAUUCACGAUUUUAAAUGCGUACCGUCAAAUCAGUGCAUUAUUCACUUAUAGCCGGAACGGAGAGUGCAUUGUUGCUUCUGCGGAGCUUUGUGACUACCUCACGAGGGAUUGUCCAACGACAGUAGAUGAGAGUAGCCAUGGAUGACCAGCAGGAGGACCCAGAGGGAAUGUACGACGUGCAGCACCAGUACAUGUGCAGCGAGUGCCACCAGCUCUUCAACACCCUAGAAGAAGUGCUGAUGCACCAGCAGAUCCACACAGGGCAGGAGGGAGAAGAGGGGGAGGCUGGGGAGGCCAUGGCCAUCCAGGGCAUCUCAGAGUACGGGGACAGCCAGUACCAGUGCCUGGAGUGUGGUGCCCUCCUCAGGAACCCAGAUGAACUGCUACUGCACCAGGAGCUGCACAUGAGAGAGGCAGGGUUGGAGACAGAGGACCAUGAACUGUGUGAGGUGUUGGAGACAGACGAGGCAGGGACAGAGGGCCAGGUGUCGGGGCCUGUCCAGUACCAGUGCCUAGACUGCCUGGCCCUGUUUGACUCUCCAGAGGUGUGGCUGGCCCACAGACAGACCCACAGCAAGAGCAGCACGCACAGUGCCACAGAGACUGAGUAUGUGUUGCAGCCCGAUGGUACUGUGACACCCUUGGUCAGUGUUCAGAACUUUGUCUUGAGUGAACAACAAGCUGGGGAGAUCUUAGCACAGGUCCUGGCCCAACAACAACAACAUCAGUCUGCCCCCCAGCCCUCGACCCCCUCCCGGGCCACCUUCCCACCCCCCGUCUCCCCCUUCCCGGCUCGGCCACCAUGCGUCUCCAGAUCUGCAGUGCCCAGGCCCUGGCCGGGCUCCAGUACCCCCGGCCUACGGCGCGCCAAGCUGCUGCCCCCUCUGCUCACUCCUCUAGGGGUGGGCUCGGUAGGAAAGCUGGGGGUUCCAGAGAACGGCUUCCAGAGACUGGAGGUGGCGCUGUCUGCUGUCCGGGAGGAGAAAGAGCAGCAGGGGGAGGUGGUGAUCUUCCACCCCUAUGAGUGCUCUGAGUGUGCCCUCCUCUUCCAGACCCCAGAGGACUUCCUGCAACACCAGGGGGAGCACUUCCUGGCCCAGGAGAAGGAGAGCGGUGAGGACGGGGUGAUGAUGGGAUACGAGGGGGACAGAGGGAGGGAGGAGGAGAGAGAGGAGGAGAAUGGUGGGAGGGUGGCAGAGGAGAGGGGGAAGGGAAGGGGGAGACGCGCCCUGGCUAAAAGAUCUAGAAACACACCCCUAUGCCUGCACUGCAGCCAAUGCCAGCGUACCUUCACGUCAGCCAAUCGGCUGGCGGCACACAGGCGCGUGCACGAGCAUGGCACAUACGAGUGUCGGGAGUGCGACAAGGUGUUUAAGAAGGCGAUGUCACUGCAGACACACAUGCGCUCUCACUCCGGGGAGGCUCGGUAUCUGUGUGUGGACUGUGGUCACGGCUUCAACACAGAGAUGACUCUCAUCAUACACAGGAAGUCUCACACAGCAGAGCCGCUCCACAGGUGUGAACACUGUGCCAAGACCUUCACCAAUAUGACCAAGUUCCUGUACCACCGUAGAACACACACCAAAACAGCCACCACUACACCUACCCCUGUCGUCCUGGUCCCAGCGGCCCCCAGGAGGAUGUCCCUGUCAGCCCUGUCCAUCCUUCAGAGAGCCCGGGCCCUGAGGGAGAGGGGUGAGGGCAGCCCCAUGGAGGGUGACGAGGAGAACCUGAUGGCCCCCCUUACUGAGGCUGAGAUGGAGAUAGGCGAGUCAGGGGAGGACACUGCCUCCAGCUCCCUGAGCAGGGCAGAGGGAGGAAAGGAGAACAUGGUGGAUGUGGAGGGGACACCAGGGGGCAGUGGAGAGUCCCAACCGGGAGAACAUACUGCUGAUCCUGGUUCCUCUACUGACCCUAACCCCUCUGGUCCAGCUGGCCCCCGGGGAGCGUUCCCCUGCCCCUCCUGCCCUCAGGCUUUCCCCUCUCUGCUCCGCCUGGUCAAACACCGCCAUACGGCCCACGUCUCCGAGCGACACUUCAAGUGCUCCGUGUGCACCAAGACCUUCAAGAAGCAUAUGCACCUACGUAACCACCUGCGCACACACACCGGCGAGCGGCCCUUCCAGUGCUCAGACUGCGGAAAGACCUUCUCGUCCCUGGCCAACCUGUCUCGCCACAACCUCACCCACUCUGGCGUGCGCCCCUACCGCUGCGACAUCUGCCACCGGACAUUCACCCAGUCAUCCAACCUCCGGCAGCACCGCCUACUCCAUGCCAACCUCCCUCCCUGUCCCUGCCCGGACUGCCCCGCCACCUUCGUACGGCCGGCCAAGCUAGCCCCCACCGCUACACUGUUCACCCGGGGGCCCCGGCCCCGUUCUCCUGCCCCCAAUGCCAGGCUGGUUUCCUGCACAGGAGGAAGAGAGACCGCCACUGUCAGGAGGUCCACCCCACUGAGGCCCAGGAAGACAGAGAGGGAGGGUUAGAGCCAGCCCCAAGUGUGCCCUGACGGGGAGCUCCUCUCAGAGCCCUCCACCUCAGAAGACACCGGGACCACCAGCAUCAUGAGAGGGGGCCUGGACUGCACUGUGUGUGGGAAGAAGCUCAACUCUGCAGCCAACUGGCGUCUGCAUCAGCUGAGCCACGGCCUGGUUCCUGGUCGGUCCUGUGGUGGUGCAGUGGCCAGGGGUAAAUCCCACCAGUGCCUAACCUGCGGUAAGCUGUUUGUCUCCUCCUCUGGCGUGACCUUGCAUCAGCGCAUCCACACAGGAGAGCGCCCCUUCCCCUGCAACCUGUGUGGCAAGCGCUUCCGGCAGAACACGCACCUGCGAGAGCACCUGCGCACGCACACAGGGGAGCGGCCGUUCCGCUGCGAAAUAUGUGACAAGGGCUUUGUCCAGAGCAUGCACCUGGCGGAGCACCGGCGUACGCACACGGGGGAGCGCCCCCACGCCUGUCUGGUGUGCGGCAAGGCCUUCAAGUCCUUCUCCAAUCUGCGGAACCACAGGAAGACCCACGCACGCCAGCAGAGGCAGGAGGAGGUGGCCGCAGCACAGGUUGCCAUGGAGACCAGCGCCGCCGUGGCGCUAGUGGAGGCAUCCCAGAUGGAACUGGCCAAUGGGCAGCCUCAGCUGUUCCACAUACAGACGUCGACCCUACAGCAGACCCAAGGUACUCCCACCAUCAUGUGUAAUGAGUUUGGGGAGACCAUCGCCAUCAUAGAGACCAGUGAGGGAGGAACCCUACCCCUGGCUGAGGCUAUAGAGAUCUACCACACAGCCCUGGAGAACAGUCUGGGGAUGGACUCCAUCUCUGUAGACAGUCUACAGCUCAUCUAAAGGCCAGACAGAGACAACUCAGAACCAUGACCGGACCAUCAGAUAACCCUCACACGACAAUCUAGAUAUUCUGAGGGUCAAAGAGACACGACUCAGAACUAUCACAGACCUGUCAUAGAACCAUCACACAAGCCUCAAAGAUGUAUCUACAGCUACUGAGAGCCAGUGAGAGGCUCAACUAUUGGAGAACCAUGACAGAACUACCUGUGUGGGCUGUGGGAGUGUACUGACUCUUGACUGGCAGAGAGCAUGUUUUACUGACUGUUAUCCUAUUGGGGUGAAUGUAUGGGGAGCAGUAGAAUAUUAAACUGGGAUCGAGUGAACUACAGGAGUGUAGGAACACUGGUCUGGUUUUCAUUGUUGAGUACAAAAAUGAUUGUCUACAAUUGCAGCAGGCAGGACAACAGUAGGUGUUCAUUCACUCCUCCAGACCAAAUGUGUUACGAUCUCAUGUUCAGAAAGACAGGGCAGAGCCGGUCAGUGACGGUGGAGAGGUAGUUGUGACAGAGGGCCAUUUCCUGUGUUUGUCAUGUUCUUGACUGCCCGUGGAUGUUCAUUCAGUGCUUGUCUGUAAUAUGUGAUUUUUACUUUGAAAACAAUGACUGUUUCUCUUUUUGCUGUAAAUAGAUAAAUUAAUGAUUAAAUGAUAUUUGAUAAUA
Messenger RNA from Oncorhynchus tshawytscha (Chinook salmon), 4351 nucleotides. RefSeq names its product zinc finger protein 574. The record is from RefSeq and is a predicted model, not a curated record. Lineage: Eukaryota; Metazoa; Chordata; Actinopteri; Salmoniformes; Salmonidae.